Ascochyta rabiei is the source of this 1350-nucleotide messenger RNA. Its product is annotated as putative glycosidase CRH2. The transcript has 3 exons. Lineage: Eukaryota; Fungi; Ascomycota; Dothideomycetes; Pleosporales; Didymellaceae. Gene Ontology annotation, biological process: carbohydrate metabolic process; fungal-type cell wall organization. Gene Ontology annotation, cellular component: fungal-type cell wall. The coding region runs from base 1 to 1350 and encodes 449 amino acids. The record is from RefSeq and is a predicted model, not a curated record. Gene Ontology annotation, molecular function: hydrolase activity, hydrolyzing O-glycosyl compounds; glycosyltransferase activity.
AUGGUUCGCGACCUGCUCUCCGCUGUCCUUGUGGCAGCUACCCUCGCUGGUACUGCCUACGCUGGCGCCAAAUGCACAAAGGACAGCCACUGCCCGUCCGACACACCAUGCUGCUCGCUAUACGGUGACUGUGGUGUCGGCGCUUUCUGUCUCGGCGGCUGCGAUCCGCUCAUGUCCCACUCGUUCGACUCGUGUGUGCCCGGCCCCGUGUGCAAGUCGGGCACCUGGGCCCUCGACACGCUCAGCAACGUCCAGAGCAUCGACAAGUACCUCGGCGAUGCGUCCAAGAUUGACUGGCAAUCGCAGGGCAUGCCCGCCAUCUACACGGACCCCAGCAGCGGCACCAAGUCGACGCUCCUGACCAUGGCCCAGGGCACCGUCGGCACACUGAUGGCAUCGACACACUACGUCUGGUACGGCAAGAUCUGCUCCAAGCUCACCACCGCCCAGGGCAAAGGUGUCGUGACGGCCUUCAUUCUCAUGUCCGAUGUCAAGGACGAGAUUGACUUUGAGUGGAUCGGUGUCGAUACCGCCCAUGUCCAGUCCAACUACUACUCCCAGGGUGUCACAGUUUACACUAACGGCAAGAACUUGACCGUAGACGGAGGUAACACGGUCGAAAGCAUGCACGAGUACUGCAUCGACUGGAAGCCGGACUCCCUCACCUGGUCCAUCGACGGCCAAGACACGCGCACUCUCGACCGCAAGGACACAUGGAACGGCACGUCUGGCCGCUUCGACUACCCCCAGACUCCCGCCCGCAUCAUGCUCUCCCUCUGGCCCGCCGGUCUGCCCACCAACGACAAGGGUACCGUGAACUGGGCUGGUGGCGAGAUUGACUGGAACAGCCCCUACAUGCAAAACGGCUACUACUACGCCCGCUUCCAGGAAGUCACCGUCGACUGCUACGACCCGCCACCAGGCAUCCAGACCCCCGGCUCCAAGAGCUACAAGUACACCGAUGCAUCCGGUACCAACAACACCGUCCAGAUUACAAACGACCAGGUCAUCCUUGGCUCGCUCAUGGGUACCGGCGAGGACCCCGGCGAAGCGCCCAAGUCCGGUGGUGCCAAGCCGACAGCAACAGAUGUCGCCAACGUCCCUGGUGGCAACGUUGGAGGCGGUAACCGCGCCGAGGAGACAUCGACACAAGCGGCUGCCAGUGGAACAGGGAGCGGCGCUCAGGCCACAGGAGAUUCCGGCACAGUGGGCGGCGGUGGCUCCACCGAGUUCAGCCAGGGCGGCAGUGCGCAGCAAAACACGGGCGCGGGAGCAAGUAUCGAGCCCAGCCUGGGUGGCUCGAUUCUUGCUGUCGUCGGUGCUGUUCUUGGUCUCGCCGCGCUGUUAUAG